CGUGAAGAGUCAUAUUUCAGUCUUCUCUGGGUUAACAUUGAGACCUCUGGGGGUAGCCCAGUCUUCAAGGAUGCAAUUGACGACACUAAUGAAACUAUUGUAGUUUCCACCUACAAAUAAAAUAUGACUGAGGAGAAAAUUGUGUUAACAUUGUUAAAUGGCACUGGUUAUGUCUUUGAAGUAGAAGAUUAUAUGAAAUUAAGAAGGGAUCACCAUGUUGUCGGAGCUUUGGUGGGGACAUGUGCGACAAGAGGGUGGUCUGCAAAUGAUAGCGCUAUGCCUGUGGAAUUGACCAUUUGGGAAACUCGUUUAUUGCUCGAAAAGAAUUUGGCGAUAUUAGUAUCCAAAAAAGAUAACUUACUAGGAGAAGAGAAUGAGCAAGAACUAAUGGAACGCCAGGAACGCUUCGAACAACGCAUCAACAAUCAAGAAGAAUCUUUAAAAGACGAAAAACUAAAAGAGUCUGAACGCAAUAUAGACAAAAUUGUAGCGGGGAAACGAAAAAAACUACUGAAGCAGGGCGUAAAAGAAGAAGAUAUUACAUUAGACCCAAAAGAAAUUUUGGGAGAAAUUCGAAAAAGUUUAAAAUUUGAUCGCAAAAAUGCUUUGCUAGAUAUUCCCUGUGCACAUCCAGAAAUGCAUGAUGCUUUCAAAGUUAAUUUUGAACAAUCUGAUACCUCCCUAAAAUAUUUGGUUUUCCGUGACUUGUGGUCACGAGGAAAAUUUGUAACAUGUGGUGAUGCUUUUGGUGCUGAUUUUCUUAUUUAUCCUGGUGAUCCCUUACAAUAUCAUGCUUCUCAUGUCGUUAUCCUACUAGAAAAUGCAAAAAUUAAGGCUUUGGAUUUAGUGGCCAAUGUACGUCUAUCGGUGAUGGUCAAUAAAUUAUGUCUUAUGGCAUACUUUGUAAACGACGAAGAAUGUGGUGAGGCUGGGCAACGUAAAAUUGCAUAUCAUACUAUAACUUGGGAAGGCGAUAAGGAUAAAGAAAGAAGAACAGCAACAAUGUCUAGCAACCAAACUUGAGCGGAUUUCAAAUAAAUGUAAAAAGAAUUUAGUAUGUGAUUUCUCCAAAAUA
Stomoxys calcitrans (stable fly) is the source of this 1075-nucleotide messenger RNA. RefSeq lists its product as uncharacterized. Gene Ontology annotation, biological process: tRNA splicing, via endonucleolytic cleavage and ligation; tRNA-type intron splice site recognition and cleavage. The transcript is spliced from 6 exons. Bases 124 to 1023 code for a protein of 299 amino acids. Gene Ontology annotation, cellular component: tRNA-intron endonuclease complex. The record is from RefSeq and is a predicted model, not a curated record. Lineage: Eukaryota; Metazoa; Arthropoda; Insecta; Diptera; Muscidae. Gene Ontology annotation, molecular function: tRNA-intron lyase activity; nucleic acid binding.